Molecule: messenger RNA, 1540 nt
Organism: Malurus melanocephalus (red-backed fairy wren)
Lineage: Eukaryota; Metazoa; Chordata; Aves; Passeriformes; Maluridae
Gene: PDSS1
Product: decaprenyl diphosphate synthase subunit 1
Exons: 11
Coding region: 1-1392 (463 amino acids)
Biological process (GO): isoprenoid biosynthetic process; ubiquinone biosynthetic process
Cellular component (GO): mitochondrion; transferase complex
Molecular function (GO): prenyltransferase activity
Source: RefSeq, a predicted model, not a curated record
AUGUCCCCAAACCUCGCCCUCGAGAGUCACCUACGAACCCGGCCUGAAGGCACCCGCCCUCCAAGAGGGCGUAGGGGUGCCCGCCCGGCACCCCACCGGAGGGAGGUGGCGGCGCGGGGCUUCCGCGUCCGGGUCGCGGCGGUGCCGGGAGGCGGUGCCGGCGCGGCGGGGCUGGGGGACACCAUGGCCUUGCGGUGGUGGUGGCGGAGCGGCGCCUGGUGCCGCCGGGCGCCGCCGCUCGGCUCCGUGCCGGGCCCCGGCCCCCGCUCCCCGCCGGCCCCCAGCGCGGCGAUGUGUCACUUUACCCAAAGAAGUUCAACUUCCUUGUUUCCAAAAAUAUGUAAUAUAUUUUGGCGGUUUCAUCAUACAAGUACAUCCCACUUGUGCAGCUGCAGUAAGACAAUUAGUGAUGAAAAAUACCAAGAYCCUUUUCAACUUGGAAGAAAAGACUUGAAAAAUCUCUAUGAAGAUAUUAAAAAGGAAUUGCUUGUCUCUGCUGCAGAACUUAAGGAAAUGUGUGAUUAUUACUUUGAUGGGAAGGGAAAGGCCUUUCGACCAAUGAUUGUGGUGCUAAUGGCUCGGGCUUGCAACAUUCACCAUAAUAAUUCCAAGGAGGUGCAUGCAAGCCAGCGYUCUGUGGCCAUAAUUGCUGAGAUGAUCCACACAGCCAGUCUGGUUCAUGAUGAUGUUAUUGAUGAUGCAAAUUCUCGCAGAGGAAAAAGAACACUUAAUCAAAUCUGGGGAGAGAGGAAAGCUGUUCUCGCUGGUGACUUCAUCCUCUCAGCUGCUUCUGUAGCUUUAGCACGAAUUGGAAAUACCACUAUCAUCUCUGUUCUAACUCAGGUGAUUGAAGAUCUGGUGCGUGGUGAAUUCCUCCAGUUGGGUUCCAAGGAAAAUGAGAAUGAGAGAUUUGCUCACUACCUCGAGAAGACUUUUAAGAAGACGGCGAGUCUGAUAGCAAACAGUUGUAAAGCAGUUUCAAUUCUAGGCUGCCCUGAUCCCAAAGUUCAUGAGAUUGCAUACCAGUAUGGAAAAAACGUUGGCAUAGCUUUUCAGCUAAUAGAUGAUGUGCUGGAUUUUACAUCAUGUGCCAACCGAYUGGGGAAACCAACAGCAGCAGAUCUCAAGCUUGGAUUAGCCACAGGCCCUGUCUUGUUUGCUUGUAGACAGUUUCCAGAAAUGAAUGCUAUGAUAAUGAGGAGAUUCAGUAAGCCAGGAGAUGUUGAACGUGCACGGAAAUAUGUGUUGCAGAGUGAUGGUGUGCAGCAAACGACCUACCUCGCCCAGCGCUACUGCCAYGCCGCCACGCGUGAGAUCCGCAAGCUGCGGCCGUCCCCCGAGAGAGAGGCCCUGGUGCACCUGACAGAAAUGGUUCUCAUGCGAGACAAGUGAGAGAACUCCUUCCACUCAUUCUGGCAGCUACUUACCAGACUGUGCCUACAUUUAUUUCAAAAGUUACUUGCUUCCAACACAAGCUACCAAAAAUUAUUUUUUUAAAAAAAAACCUUUUUCUUUUUUUUGAAGUUUUCUUUUUUUUAAA